AUGGCAACCAAAGCAGAGAGUUUAUAUUGCCCACCCAAGAAGAAACUACGGCGAACCUUUUCAGAGCCGCAAACGACAGACUUCUCGCAAAACGUCGUGAACAGUUUCGUUAGCCGUUUGAUAAGUGAUUAUCAUACUCAAAAUUUAGAAGACUGUAUGGUGAUUUGGCUGGAUGCUAAUGCUGAGAAGAAAUCAAAAAAGUUUGAACGGACAAAGACACGUAUACGACGUAUCGUUAACUAUCUAAAACCGUUUAAUGAUGUGGAUGAAUGUAUUGCUUAUAUAACCGAUGUUAAAGAUGAGAAAAUAUUUUUCAUCGUUUCGGGUAAAUACGGUAAAAGGAUUUUACCAGUUAUUCAUAAUUUAUCGAAUAUCGAAUCCAUAUAUAUUUUUUGCUUUGACAAAGAUAAGCACGCUGUAUGGUCCGAAGAAUUCAACAAAGUUCGAGGAGUUUUCGUAGAAAGAGAGCCAUUACUCGCACAGCUAACGAAAGAUAUUUCUGACUACGUAGAUCGAACGCCUAUAACUGUAAUUCAAGGCAGCACAACACAAGAUCCGAAAAAUGAACCAGGAAAGUGUAUGUGGUUUCACAUAUUACUAUAUGUAUUGCUACGAUUACCUGAUUCACCAACUGUUAAAACCGAUAUGAUAAAUGAGUGCUUGAAUCAAUACAGGGAUGAUAAAGUUGAACAGCGAAAAAUUGAAGAAUUCAGAAACCAAUACAAAUGCGAAGAUGCAAUCUGUUGGUAUACGCGCGAUUGUUUUGUUUAUCGACUUAUUAACAAAGCGUUACGAACUGAAAAUAUUGAUCGCAUAUUUCUAUAUAGAUUUUUUAUUAUCGACUUGUAUAAGCAACUCAAGCGUUUACAUGAUGAGCAAUUUCCGGAUAAGCAAACUUUGACGUUAUAUCGCGGUCAGAACAUGCAUGCUGUCGAGCUUGAAAAAAUUCAAAAUAAUAUAAACGGUUAUAUCUCGGUGAAUACAUUCCUGUCUACCACAUCGUCCUCGAUUGUAGCAAGUGACUUUAGUGGAAACCUUGCAGUACACACUGACUCGACUUUAACAUCAGUCAUAUUUCAAAUAAAUGUUGACUCGACCAUUAACAAAACUAAACCUUUUGCACGAAUAAGCGAAGUUAGCGUUAAUAGUGACGAAGACGAGUAUCUUUUCACAAUGGGAACUAUUUUUAAAAUCCUAUCAGUUGAAAAAUUCACUGGCGAAGUUUGGUAUGUAACACUAGAGAUGGUUAGCGAGGAACAUGAACCCUUGAAAAAUCUAUUUGAUGAUUAUAAAGCAUCCAUUGGCGAAGAGUCUUCACUGUUGCUGCUCGGCGAGGUUUUAUCAUUAGACUUAAAUGAACAUAAGAAGGCUCGUCAUUAUUAUGAACUAUUAGUUCGAGAGUUGCCUGAAGAUGAUAUAAAUGUUGGAUACGCUUAUUGUAGAAUUGCAGUUAUGCUGGUCGAUGAGGAAAAUUAUGAAGAAGCUCUGUCGCUUUUCAAGAAAGCCAAGAAAAUAUAUUCGAAAGCAUUGACCGAAGAAACGCAAUACUAUUUAGCUGAGUUUUACAUCGAUUUGGCAGGUCUGCGGCAAAGCCAAAACAAUUACAAGGCAGCUUUAAAACUACAAAAAAAGGCUCUCAAAAUCCGGAAAACUCUAUAUGCAGAAGAUAAUAUAGCCUUAGCUAAUACAUAUAUGGCAUUAGCAAGUUCUUAUCAUGAACUUGAUAAAUUCUCAAUUGCAGUUAAGUACUAUAAAAAGUCAGACGAAAUAAAUCAACAAAAACUCCCAGAAAAUCAUCCUACUAUAGCUUUUACGUUGAGGAGUUUAGGUGACGUUUAUAAUGACCAGAGUAAUUACAAUGAGGCUAGAAAAUAUUAUGAAAAAGCACUUCAUAUACUACUUGAAUCGAUGCCGACCGAUAGUGUUUGUAUAGCAGAAUGCUAUUUGUCCUUAGGAAGACUAUGUUUAAAUUUAGAUGAGAAUCAAACUGCUUUGCAAAACUUUAAGAAAGGUCUGGCAAUUUUACUGAAAUCUCGAUCUGAAAACGAUACAAAUUUGGUUAAAGUGUACACUCAUAUUGGAUCAGUAUACAAGAAGCUAAAAUAUCCAAAUACUGCUUUAAAGUAUUACAAGAAAGCACUAAACAUUAUUGGCGAACAGUCUAAACCUUACUUAAACCAUCUUCUAGAGGCGUACUGUCACUUAUUAUAUUUUUAUUUCGAUCAAGACAAAUACUCUCAGACACUAAAAUAUUGCAGAAAAAUUUUACAGCUGAGAAAAUUUUGUGAGAACAAAUGCAUGAAUUUUUUUGCACAAGCCUACGAUAUGUUAGGACACGUUUAUUGCAUUCAGAAAAAAGGCAAGUUAGGAUUGAUGUAUUGUAAGAGAGCAUUAAAAGUUAGAAAAUUUAUAUAUCCGAACAAUCAUCCGUCGAUUGCCGAUUCUUAUAACAAUAUGGCAUAUGCGUCCGCUGAAUUAAAAAAACAUAACCUACGAUUAAAUUACGCGCUCAAAGCUUUAACAAUUCAUUUGAAUCCGUCAACUGAUUUUAAAAACGAACGCGAAAUCGUUGACACCUAUCGUGAAAUAAGCAAUGCACAUAUUGCAUUGGGCAAUUACUCUUCAGCAGUUCAAACUUUUACGGAUGCGAAAGAAUACACGAAUACUGCAGAGCAACUAGUCAAUAAUUACUUGAAUAUUGGUAAUGUCUACUUUUAUUAUCUAGAAAACUACGAAACUGCGAAAGAUUAUUAUGAAAAGGCAUUAAAGGUAUGUAAAGAUGCUUCGUUAGAAAACUGGUUUUCUGAAACAUACAGGGCCGUAGGUGAAAGUUAUCAACGUAUAGGAGACGGAUCUCUAGCAAUGAAACAUUACAGAAUUGCACUUUCAUAUGGAGAUGCUGCAGACAAUUCGAAAUAUAUUCUGGCAGAAAUCCACCAUAGUAUAGGAACAUUUUACGAAAAAACAGGAAAAUUUUCGAAAGCAUUAAAAAGAUAUCAUAAAGCUUCAUCUUACGGUGUUGAAAACGAAUUUUUUUUGGAGGAACUAUAUCACGACAUGGCAUCUAUAUACGAAAAGAUGAAUUCAUUUGAUGAAGCGAUUAAGUAUCAUAGGAAAGUCGUUAAUAUUCAUGAAAGUCACUCAGAUGAAUGCGAGGAUCCUGGUUAUGCUGCACAAUCCUAUAUACAAAUGGGAGUUCUAGCAUCUACAGUAUUGAAGAACGACACACAAUGCAUAAAAUAUACUGAAAAAGCUUUAUCUAUAUAUGAACAUUUGGGUAAUGUAGCUAUUGCAGAUAUGCAGCAUCUUUUCAUUGCUUACAAUAACCUUGGAGAUACUUAUAUGCGCUUAGAUGAAUAUGGAAUCGCAUUGGAACAUUUAGAAACUGCCAGAAAACUUGCUACGGAGAUUGGACUCCAUGAUGAGCAUCCACAAGUGAUUGAAAUCAAAACUCAAAUAACUAGUAUUAGAGAACAAACCAAGGGGGAACCGGCGGAUUUUUCGGAUUUUUAA
This is a messenger RNA of Didymodactylos carnosus, 3513 nucleotides long. The record is from the annotation of a GenBank genome assembly. NCBI's taxonomy places the organism in Eukaryota, Metazoa, Rotifera, Eurotatoria, Philodinida, Philodinidae.